CCGGCUUGUAGGAGGUGAAACUCAAUGAAGAAAAUCGGCCGACAGCUACAAGUGAAACAGGUGAAUUGGCUCUUAAUUUUCGACACAAACAAGCAAAAUCGGUUCGUGCACUUCUCGUAAAAACAGUAUCGCAUCUACUUCUACUUCUCUCCAUACUUCCUGUACUGAAGAGCCCAUCUGGAUGAGGAUAGCACAGACCCCACCUGAAAGAACCCUAAGUCGAAUACUAAAGGCCCCUGUUUUCUCUCAAUUUACUCAAUUCAACACAGUACUACUUCAUCAAAAUUAUUGGAUUUGAGACGUUCACGACAUUUCUUCCGUUGCUAGAAGCGUAGACUUUUAGAAGAUCAGCAGGGUGGUCGUGUGCUAACAUAAAUUUUUCUUGUGCCGCAAACUCAAACUACAGAGCACGCAGACAGACUCAGGUAGACUGCUAAGGCGCUACUCUUCUACUCAGUAGACAGAGUUGUAGACAGACUCAGGGAGACUAGGAAGUCACUACUCUUCCUCCAAACGAAAAGAUGACAAACAGGAAAGGGAAGCUUCGUGAAAAACAUUCCAUGUCUCCGAGCAUGGAAGACAAAGGCGGACCUGCGCCACCUGGUGCUUCGGAAAUCGUGUCCGAGAAAGUGACGCAGGAGAAAUCUCAGCCGAGUCGAAUCUUGAACAAGAGUACAACUGCUCAUUAUUUGUUGUUUUCAAACUCGAAAAAAAUAGACAUCACUAUCUGUAGUACUUUUAAUGUUGAUUCGUCAACAUUAUUGUUCUCAAGAUUUGGCCCGACUAGUUACAUAUUUUAUUCAUAUGUUGACUUGCCAAGAAUGUUGUUGGUUAAGCAGGUGACAAAGACAAUACUUCGAGUAUGAAGUCGGUGGAUUUGCGACAGGCGGCGGAUUUGCGGGUGGCAAAUACUGAUGGAAAUUCGAGCAUCAAGUCGACAAAGUUGCCAAAAGCGAAGCCUGGAGCACGUGUGUUGGACGGUACUCCCUCUCGAGCAUACUAUACACGAUGUGAGUACAACUCUCCAGUAGACAUGAAGACCCUUCUGCCCAUAUUGUAUUACUUAUAGUGUUGAACGAAAAACGAGAACGAUACUCUUUUUUGUGACGCAAAAAGUGUAAAAAUCAACCAUCUGUAGUACUUUCAAUAUUUGCUCGUCAACGAUUUGCUGGUCACACAGAUCUAAGAUAUAUUAUUUGAUGUUAUCCUUCCUAAAAGGUGAAACUGGCAAGGCUUCGAGUAUGAAGUCGGUGGAUUUGCGAAAGGCGGCGGAUUUGCGGGUGGCAAAUACUGAUGGUAAUCCGAGUAUCAAGUCGACAAAGUUGCCAAAAAAAAAACGUGUGUUGGACGGUACUCACUCACCGAAGCAUGCUAUACAUACAAAUCAUUUUGAUAGAACUUUCUAGUAGACAUGAAGAUUCUCCCAUCCAUGUUGUCCUGUUCUUAUAGUAUUAAAGGAAAAAUGAAAUUGAUCACUCCCAAACCAUCUUCUAGGUGAGAGCGUGAAUAUGCCUUCUACUGAAACUUCGGAAGCUUCGAUUAUCGCGGAUUUGCGAAAAGAGACGCCUGAAAAUAAUGUGUUCAGUGGUACGACUGAUAUUCAUUAGAUGAAAUAUUUACAGCGAUGUUGCUCGAUUUUUUCUUUUUUUAUCCUAUUCUUUCAUAAUACUACCUAGUACUCCAUCUACUAGUAUUACUGUUCCUUUUGAUCAUAGAUCUAGGUCGGAAGCACUUCUGAAAUUCGUAAACCAUCAAAGCCGACAUUUCUCUAUCCUCGUCUUCAUUUCAACUUCUCAGACGCGGUCCUCUUUAACGUCGUUGCGACGGACGUGAAAGGCGCUCUCCGGAUAUUGGCCGCCGGUGAUCGCACUUCGGUAGGCGUGCACAGUACUUUGGGCGACGGUGAUGGCACCUCGGUAGACGGUGACAGCACUUCGGUAGACGGUGAUAGCACUUCGGUGGAACUGGACACUACUUCGGUGGAACUGGACACUACUUCGGUGGAACUGGACACUACUUCGGUGGAACUGGACACUACUUCGGUGGAACUGGACACUACUUCGGGAGACGUCUACAGUACUUUGUUAGACGGUGAUAGCACGUCGGCAGACGUCGGCAGUACUUUGUUAGACGGUGAUAGCACUUCGGCAGGCGUCGGCAGUACUUCGGCGGAUAGCACUUCGGCAGACUUCGGCAGUACUUCCGCGGAUCGCCGUUUGGUGGACGUGGACAGCCCAUUAG
Molecule: messenger RNA, 2241 nt
Organism: Amoebophrya sp. A25
Lineage: Eukaryota; Dinophyceae; Syndiniales; Amoebophryaceae
Source: the annotation of a GenBank genome assembly